This is a messenger RNA of Eublepharis macularius, 3956 nucleotides long. RefSeq names its product high mobility group 20A (gene HMG20A). Gene Ontology annotation, cellular component: nucleus. The record is from RefSeq and is a predicted model, not a curated record. Gene Ontology annotation, biological process: regulation of gene expression. Bases 96 to 1139 code for a protein of 347 amino acids. NCBI's taxonomy places the organism in Eukaryota, Metazoa, Chordata, Lepidosauria, Squamata, Eublepharidae. The transcript is spliced from 9 exons.
GGGAGGGGGAAGACGCGAGCGAGGAUGAAGGAGGCGGAGUGGGGGUGAAGGGGCAGAAGUCUCUGGGGAAGCCCCCUCCCCUGUGACAGAGGAUAAUGGAGAACCCAAUGGCAAGUUCUUCUCCCCCGUCACAGUUUCCAGACGACGAGGGCUCGAAGGAGAGCAACGAUAUUGUUUCAGCUGGGCUCAAUCACUCAGAAGGGUCUUGCAGCGGCAGCGGGUCCCAGUCGGCCAACCACCCCGAUUUUGCAGAGGAGGUGCUGCAAGCUCCGUUGCCUCGCAGUGAGUCAUCUAACAAAGCUGAAAAUAGCGAGUCGAGACCUGAGGAGGAGCAAAGAAAUAAAAGAGGAGGAUGGUCCAAAGGGCGAAAGAGGAAGAAACCCUUAAGGGACAGCAAUGCUCCUAAAUCUCCCUUAACGGGUUAUGUGCGGUUCAUGAACGAGCGGAGGGAGCAACUUCGAGCAAAGAGGCCUGAAGUUCCUUUUCCUGAAAUCACCAGGAUGCUGGGCAAUGAAUGGAGUAAACUGCCUCCUGAGGAGAAACGGCGCUACCUCGAUGAAGCAGAUAGAGAUAAAGAGCGUUACAUGAGGGAGCUGGAGCAGUACCACAAAACGGAGGCGUACAAAGUCUUCAGCAGAAAAGCCCAGGACAGGCAGAAAGGCAAAUCACAUCGACAAGAAGGAGCACGACAGACCUCCCAUGAGCAUGAGAAGGAAACUGAUACCAAGGAAAGGUCUGUAUUUGAUAUUCCAAUCUUCACAGAGGAGUUCCUGAAUCACAGUAAAGCACGGGAAGCAGAACUUCGUCAGCUGCGCAAGUCUAACAUGGAGUUUGAGGAAAGAAAUGCUGCCCUGCAGAAGCACGUGGAAAGCAUGCGCACAGCAGUGGAGAAGCUAGAGGUGGACGUGAUACAGGAGCGCAGCCGCAACACAGUGCUGCAGCAGCAUCUGGAGACCUUGCGGCAGGCCCUCACCAGUAGCUUUGCUGGAAUCCCCUUGCCAGGAAGUGGUGAGACCCCCUCAAUGGACACUAUUGAUUCCUAUAUGAAUAGACUGCACAGUAUUAUUCUGGCAAACCCACAGGAGAAUGAGACCCUCAUAGCCACAGUCCGGGAGGUUGUAAACCGCCUCGAACGCUAGCGAUGUGGUGAGCUCUCCUGUACCAGGACCUCUGAAGUCGUUCUUGCUAGGGCUGAGAUGAAAUAUUGCUGACAUCUGAAAUGAUCGGUUUGGCUUUCUUAGUCCAAUUUCAGAUCCUGAGGGUGGAUUCUGGUGUCAAUAGUCUGUAUUUUGGUGGAAUAGGACCGAGUAUGUAAAUUCCACAGCAGAAACCACAUGCUCGCUGUACAUAUGAAGUGUUUCUGAUAUUUCAACGAUGUGUAAUUUUCACAGCUGUAUUUCCCUCCACAAGGACACUUUUAGUAACACAGUUGAUAAAUAAAAGGAAGAACAAAACCAGUCUUCCUACAUUCCUUACUGUAGUGCUCAUCAGCUCCUAGAUUUCAAGCAGAACUGAGAGGCUCUACUCCCCCCGCCCCUUUCCUCGCCCCUUGAACGCUCCAGUAUGCGUUGUUUGUUCUAAAUGCACAACGCUGAGUCCCUGAUGCUGCGUCCUGUGUUUGGAAUUGCCUUUAUAAAAUCAAAUGGUAUUUUAAUUCAGUACGUUCAGUCCAUUUGUGCCACAGGAAGCUGGGAGUCCUCCACCUUUCUGGGCCCGACCUUUUGUGAUAAUUGUGUGGUGCAAUUAAUUGCCUGCUUCCCCCAUCGUGGCUUAGCUGAAGCUAAAAGGCAGUUGCCCUUCCUGAGAGCAGCCAGAUGGAACCGGCUACAGUUCUAAGUCAACCGGUCCCCCAGCAGAAUAAAGUAGCGGUGUGACGUGUGGCUGUUUGAUGAAGGGGAACAGCUUGUGGGUGCAGGGCUGAGAUUUUUUCCUGACAGCUCAUCCACUUGCUCAUUUUAAUCGAGUAUUUUCUCUUAGCCCUCCUAUAUGUUGUAAGAGAGAAACUCUGGGAAUUUGCCUGGGGCAAGAACCGGGGCGGGGGGCGGGGGGGGGGGGACUGAUAACGGGCAAGGACACCUGAGCCAGAUGUUGCUCAGGCAAGUGCUGGAAGGGCAUAGGAGCCAGAUGUUUCCCAUCUAACCACUCUUGUCUGCAGAAGCCUGCCUGAAGCUUCAGAUGCCAAGGCGGUUAGCUGUACCUGUCGACUGUUGCUGCUACAAGAAACCCCACGGGAGUUACUAGCGUUGGCUGUGGCUUCAGAAUGUAAAUGUGUCUGCUUCUGGGGAAAACUGGAUUUAAACUUAAACCACUUUGCAACAAAAUAAAUCCCCCCCCCCCUCUCUUCCCAGCCUCCUUCCCACUCUCUCCCUGCUAGUUUGGGUUAAAAAAGACUUGCUCUCACUCUCCCAAAACAGCCCUGCAGAUGAGGCAAUUCAAAAUGUUGAUUCCAGCCUGGCUUCAUUAUCCAAAUACGAACACUCAAAGAGAGCUGAUGGUUCCCAAUACUUCUGGCGUAAUAAAUUACCCUCGACAUUUGCUUGGCAAAUUCUCUUCCAGCAGGAGAGGGCGGGAAGGGCCAAGGACACGAACUCUUAGAGGCCAGCACAGCUGAUAAAGAGAAGCGCUCCAGGCAGCUACAGAAGCAGUUUGUGAGUCAAGGUCACACGCACUGGAAUCUGGGUGGGGUUUUUUUUGUUUUGCUUUGCGUCUUGUUGGAUGGGCCCGCCAGUGUUGCUGUGCUUCUUAACAUCUGGGUAGGCAGCCCAGACAUGCUAGGGAGAAAUCAGAUUACUAGCUAAUAAUGGGAGGUACUGCUGAUCUAGCGUGUUACCAGUGGUUUGGAUUGAGGGACGGCUGCUAGACUCCAGCAUCUCCACUGAACCAUUAUCCAUUCUCUUUGCCAGGCUUUUUGAAAAUGCAGUAACUUUUAACUUGGGGAAGGGGUGAUGUUGUUAAAAAGGGUUUUGUGGAUCACUUAAAGUCACUGUAUUAUUGUUUCCUCGCCCACCAUUAACACGGGAAGGAGCAUGGUUACAUUCCUGCAGUUCCUUAGCUUCGAAGAUACAUCAUACCACACGGUCAUUCCAAUUAUUAGAUUAAUGUUAGCCAUGCUGAAGAAUGUUGAUGAAGGGGGCUUUGCAUUGCAACCCCCACCCCCCCCAAAGUCUCACCCCUGUUAGAUCUAGACCUUCUCAAAGUGGAGCUUGUAUCUUUGUCCAUCCACCAUAAACAGCGUUUACCUGAUAGUAAACGGUAGCAGGGAAGUUACACAGGGUAAGGUUUCUAAUCUUCUUGCCCUUACAAUUCUCAGUGGCCACCAUUUCCUGCCAGGGUUGACGGGAAUUGUAGAACUGUUGGGGUUUCAGCUUAAUUUAGAAAACUAUCAUUCUCACUGGCUCCUGCAAGAAAUAAUGAUCGAGGAAGCUUGGGAAUUGUAGUUUUAAGGAGCUUUCCCCCUCCCCUUUCAAAAUAAGAAUUUGGUGGCUUGGGAAAGGUUUGAAGGUGGUUUGUAAAAUGUGCUCAGAUAUGUGUACUUUUUCAAGCAUUCAGUGAAGGUGUUUUUGCAAAUGUUUUUGUUUCUCAGGCUGAGCAGGGCAGGAUUUCCCCCACCAUUAGCUAAUCUUAAAACACUGCAAGAGUGAAAACCAAAGCAGAUUCUUUAAAUGCUGUUUCAGAAUUGGGGGCCUACAGAAGUGCAGCUUCCACUGCGGCCGCUCAAACUGGACUUACUUUACAUGCCUGUCUGGGAGCUGAGACCUUUCCUCGUUGUCUCUUUUGGUAAUGGGAGUUGUACCACUGCCCAUUUUGCCUCUCUGUGUUUUGUAAAAUGACAAAAAUUGUACUUAAUGAUCUUCUCCAUCCACGGAGCUCCAGGAUGAUCACUUUGAGCUCGUUCAGUCUUAAUGGCUUGUACCAAUUUGCAUUGCAUUUUAAUAAAUGUUUUCCAUUUUAAAGGA